Aspergillus tanneri is the source of this 1806-nucleotide messenger RNA. RefSeq names its product oxygen-dependent protoporphyrinogen oxidase (gene hem14). Gene Ontology annotation, cellular component: mitochondrial inner membrane. Gene Ontology annotation, molecular function: protoporphyrinogen oxidase activity, oxygen as acceptor. The coding region runs from base 1 to 1806 and encodes 601 amino acids. NCBI's taxonomy places the organism in Eukaryota, Fungi, Ascomycota, Eurotiomycetes, Eurotiales, Aspergillaceae. The transcript is spliced from 3 exons. The record is from RefSeq and is a predicted model, not a curated record. Gene Ontology annotation, biological process: heme biosynthetic process.
AUGCGGCUGCCAUGUACCCCUAGCCGUGCACUAAACCGAGUGCGAACACCAUUGGCGUUCGCCCGCAGUGGGCAGAGACACUUUCUCCAUUCCUCGACGUAUGAUGCCGCGGUGAUUGGGGGUGGCAUCACGGGCCUCACUACGGCCUACCGACUUUCGAAAGACCCCAACUGUUCUCGGGUCACUCUGUACGAAAAGUCGGAUGAUGUAGGGGGCUGUCUACAGUCAGAGACGAUCCCCGUCGAUGGUGGACAUGUGGUGUUUGAAUACGGUCCGCGGACCUUGAGGACGACAGUGCCGAAUUGCCUCCCGAUGGUCGACUUGCUGGUCGAUCUAGACGUACUGGACGAUGUUGUUGCUACAAGCAGGACUGCCCCCGCCUCCCUUAAUCGUUACAUAUACUAUCCCGACCAUCUUGUUCGCGUGCCGGCGCCCAACCCUAAAAACGGCAUUUUCGGAAACCUCAGGGAGCUGGCCUAUACUUUGUUUAGAGAGCCAGCGUUCAAGGGCCUUGUUCCGAGCGUAUUCGUUGAACCAAGCAUCCCAGCGCCGCAGCCCAAGAAAGCAGACGAGUCUGUCGCGGACUUCAUCUCGCGCCGAUUCGCACCAGAAGUGGCUGAUAAUUUAGCCUCGAGCGUCUUCCACGGAAUUUACGCUGGCGAUAUCGAUCGCUUGAGUGCGCAGACACUCUUGGGCACCUACCGGGAUUUUGAAUACCACAAGGAUGGAGUGGGCGUGAUAGUCCGUGCUAUGGAGUCUAGCAGGACAAAGAUUAGACAUAUGUCUAUGGAUGAUAUAUUGGCUGUGGAAGUGGCUCUCCAGGACAAGCCGAGCUCAUACUUGAAUGAUUUACAGCAACUGGUCCGUGGUGCCUCUGUUUUAACUUUUAGGAACGGCUUAGGCCAGCUCUCCGAUGCCUUGGUUACCGCGUUGACCAGGUCCAACAAGGUUGACAUUUUGACGGGCACGGAAGUCAAGGCGAUGCACCAGAAUGCCCAGACGUCGGACAUCACGAUCUCUCCUGGACAUGGUCCAUCGACAGUUCACAAUCGUGUGAUCUCCACCAUCCCGCCUCCUCAUCUCGCACGCGCACUACGCCAGACCACGGGAAAGGACCAGGUGCUAUCCCAGAGUACCAUCCGAAGUCUUGAGGAGCACAACUAUGCAGUGACGGUCAUGGCCGUCAAUCUCUACUACGAAAGAAAGGAUCUGCUCCCCGUGCAAGGUUUCGGCUACCUUAUCCCACGGUCGAUCCCCUAUGAACAGAACCCCGAGAGGGCAUUGGGGGUGAUAUUUGGAUCCGAGACGAGUAUUGGCCAAGAUACCGCCCCCGGCACCAAGCUCACGGUGAUGAUGGGUGGGCAUUGGUGGGACGACUGGAUAGAAUCGGACUACCCGGAUCAUGACACCGCGGUCCAGAUGGCCCGUCAACUGCUUCACAGACACCUCGGGAUCACCGAUACCCCCGCCGUAGCACGAAGUCGCCUGCAGCGGGAUGCUAUCCCCCAAUAUACCGUCGGCCACCUGUCCCGCAUGGAGGAGCUCUCCCGAUCGACGCGACACGAAUUCAAGAACCGGCUAAGCCUUGCCGGAAACUGGUAUAAUGGCGUGGGCGUGGUCGAUUGCAUUCGUCAGGCGUAUCUUACAGCCUCAUGGGGAGUCGGUGCGCAGCGGAGGGUCGAGGGCGACGCCAACCGUCCUUGGGGGAAAUUUGACUACGAAAAUUCAUCCUUGGAAGGUGGCAUCGUCACAUCUUCUUCUCGACUCGCUAGACCCUACGUGUCCAAGUAUCGAAGUACAUUCUGA